AUGAGAGCCGAAAGACGACGCAUUCUAAAGAAGAAAUUGGAGGAUGACGUGAUCGCUCGUCGGCCCAGCUCGCCCUUCCUCACCGAAGAUGAAGAUUCUGAGGCGGAGACCGAGGCUUUGACCGAGGAUGAGCGCGAGGUCGAAGACCAAAAGCCGAAGACGGCCGAUGAGCUCGAGCUUGAUGAAUGGGCCGGUCCACCACCUGGGAAGCGCAACUACGUCGCCCUGCUGAUUUUGACGAACGUGUUGACCCUGGUGUUGCUGUUCGCCGCGCACUGGGAUGCGAGACAGGAGGCGCUAAAACGGAUGUCUCAGCUCGUGUGCCCGACCCAUUUCAACCGCGACGUCCACGCCAUCGAGGCGUACAGGAAGGUCGAGCUGUCCAUCCCGAACCCCAGCCAGAACUAUGUCGUCUACAAGGUGUGCUCGAGCUCGCUGAUGUGCACCGACCCCCAGGUGAUCGAACCCGUGACGGCCGCCAGGGUGGUUUUCGACCGGUACGAGCUUCUGCAUCAGACCCUCGAAAAGAUCAACUACCGUGCGGUCGACAACCUCGAGUUCCGCGUGAAGUACAUUGAGGUUCGCAACAAGCCCGAGAAUCUCCAGUCACUCUGGGACAUCUACACCGCCCAUCUGAAGGACCAGAUCAAGGUGUUGUGGGUGAAGGAGAAGCCCGCCCCCACCCCCUACAAGUACCGGCCCCAA
Molecule: messenger RNA, 705 nt
Organism: Mesorhabditis spiculigera
Lineage: Eukaryota; Metazoa; Nematoda; Chromadorea; Rhabditida; Rhabditidae
Source: the annotation of a GenBank genome assembly